CCAACUUGCAUGCAGUGUUAGGGGGCAUUUCUUUGUCAAAUUUUGAGAAAUUUGACGGAAUAAUUCUGGCACUGCCGCGUUGUGACCUGCCCAGAUGUCUCGCCUUCUGUUCUACUCAGUCCCUCUGGCUGCUGCCGGGAUCUCAUCAUGGAGGUGGUACCUCCAACCACCACAACCCCCGGAGCCUCCACCUGCCAUCUCCGAACCAGUCUACAUCCCCAGUCGCUUCCCUCCACUGGAAGCCACCGACGACACUGCCAUCUCUCGGCCGCCAUCGGUACUAGAGCUUCACGCCCGGCCGCUGGCUCGUAUGCGCACUGGAGAUGAGUACCAACGACGCGAAGCGGCCGCGAUGUUGUCACAAGCGCACGGUUUGACGGAGCCGGACUGUCGCCAACUGGGACAGACUUUGGACCACCGAACAGCACUCCUUCUCGCCAACUGGACGUCUACUGAUCUACGGAUGUUCCUCCCUCCGAGAGGCGUCUCCGCAGCAGCAGACUCAGCGCCUCCCCUGGAACUCCGUCUACGCCUACUCCUCGAAUCCCUUCCCCCUGGCGCGCCCUGUGCUGAAUUUUGGCGCGCGCGCGCUCUACGUCACCCGCCAUUAUCUGACUGGGAUCCCGCGCCACUAGCGGCUGAUGCGGCAGAACUUGGCGCCCCCGCCCCAUGGCGAUCCGCAUCCUCUUCCGCCGUGGAAGCGGACUGUCUUCGCGCGCUACGAGAGCGGGCAGACUCCCCGCCACAGUGUCGCGCCAUGUUGGCAGCUGGCGCGCUGGAUCUUCUCGCUGCCGCGCAUGCGCAGAAGCCGCGCGAUGCGGCGCGAUGUGGGGUGAUUGCUCAGAUUUUGGGAGGGUUUGACUCGGCCCAGUUGCUACAUCAGGCGGGUUGGCUGGGGGUUCUGGCAGCCUGGAGUCGAGAGAAGGACAUCAGAGUUGGUCCCGGUGCUUGGAGAGUCAUCAGGAACCUCAUCAUUGAAGAGAGACUCCUUGGGACCUCGAAGACUACGAGUGGCGUCGGUGAUUCCGGAAGGAGAGACGAUCAUGAAAUGCGUAAGGGUGACACUGGUGGCUCAAAGCGUGCUAAGACGGGAAACGAUGCAAGCGAUGAGGCCAGAGACUCCAACCUCGCUGAGAAGAACUCUAAGCUAUCUGAAGACAGCUCGAAAACCAAUGUCACUACCACAACCACCACCUCUGGCACUACCAUCACACACGAACCAGACGACCCCGUCGCCUCUGCUCUCGUUUCCCUCGACCUCCGCUUGGCGGCGCUGCGUUCACGGAUAUCCUCCUUCCUCUCCUCCCUCGGUCUCCCCUCUCUUCCCUCCACCCCUCCUCCCUCCCCACGCGUUCUCCGUCCUCUACCUGACGGUGUGUUAGUUCUUCACCCUCGGAGUAUCUCCGCUGAAGAGAAGACUGAGGUUGACAUUGUGUUUGUGCAUGGUUUGCUUGGAGGAACGGAGCGGACUUGGCGUCAGGCAGACUCGGCCAAAGGCGAGCUCCUGCCUCCUCCUGAGCCGAGACUUUCCGAGAUAGUGAUGCGGAUUCAUGGAGAAGAAGGGAGAUCGGUAGAUAAAGGAGACAGAGAAGAGAGUCAAAAGAGUGGAGAGGAUGUCGCAAAAGCCGGUGGUGAUGUGACUAGGCGGUCUAGUGACAUAGUUGAUCGAUCGAGUGAUGUGAUUGGUGAAAAUCACGUCAGUGAUCGGUCCAGGGAGACCAUGGUGACUGAUUCAAACCAGAACAUCGACAGUAGUACCAAUGGGAAGGAGAGGGUCAACAGAAAGAACGGCGUCAUGGACUCCAACAUCUCCAAAUCGGAUAUCAGCCCAAAGAUCAGUACAGGGAGAAGCGUGGGAAAGGGUCAAGCCGUCAGCGAGAUCAACACCUCAUCCAGCAACAACACCAGUGACUCUUCUUCAAACAUCGCUUCAACUACCGCUACCACUACCGCAAUCAUCGCAUCCAAUGGUUCCACCGCUCGUUCUACGAGUUCCACCGCCUUCUCCACCGCCUUUUCCACAUCCACAAUGACAUCCACCCAUUCCACCUCCUAUUCCACCUCCACAGCUUCGUCUUUCUUCACUAGCUCACCUGACCAAGAACCCUACACCCAGUGCUGGCCUCGAGACUGGCUUCCAUCUUCCCUUCAUCCCCUUAAAGUCCGUAUUCUUUCCGUAGAUUACGACUCUGCUUGGAGUGAUUGGAGACCUCGCUGUGCUGCAAGACGUUCCAGGACUCUAGCUGAAAGGGCGGCUGAUUUGAGGAAACUGUUAGAAGAUGCGGGUGUUGGGGACAGGCCGAUAGUAUGGGUGACCCAUUCUAUGGGUGGGCUGCUUGUGAAGAAGAUGUUGGUUGAUGUCGAGAAAGAGGUGGAGAGGGGAGAUGGGGAAAGAGGAGAGGGGAUGGUGGAGAGAGUGAGGAGAGAGGAGAGAGUGAAGGGUGGGAAAGAUGAAGUGAGAGCUGGUGGUACUGAUGUGAAAACUGGUGAUAGGGAAACCAAAGACUCUUCAACAAGCAACAGUGAUGUUCAGCGUGGUGAUUUGAAUCACCCUCUCACCACCAACACCAACCUACCUGGCUCACCCUCCUCCCCACUCUCUCCCCUCCUAUCCUCUACCCUCGGCGUCGUGUUCCUCUCCUGUCCCCACACGGGCUCCGCUCUCGCCACCUCCGUCUCCGGCCCCCUCUACCCCCUCCUCCUCCCCUCUACCGAGCUCCACUCCCUCUGCCGCCACUCUCCCCCUCUGCUCCAACUCCGAGAGGAGUUUGUCUCACUGUGUCUCAAACGAGGCACGCCGUGUCUCUCGGUGGCUGAGACACUGCCUCAGCCUCUGCUCGGACGAAAAGUGAGGUUCGUUGAAGCUGACUCGGCCGAUGCCGGUGUGGGGGAAGUGGUUGAAGUCGCGGAAAAUCAUUUAGGCGUGUGCAAACCCAGAGAUAGAAAGAGUGAAGUGUACAAACUUGUGGUGGACUUUGUGAAACAGGUGUGCGCAGGACUGUGAAGAGAGAGUGAGGGAGGAGGUAGAAGAAAGGUAGAGAAAAAGAGGAAAGGUGUCGAGAGCUAGGAGAGUAAAGAAGUGGGCACAUGCUGAAAAAUGUAACGGUUUUACUGUUUACCAUUGAUGAUUUACUGUUUAUCAUUGACGUGGCAUGCGUGUGUGUGAAUGUUUCAUACUGUUUCAUACCGGUGACCACUGAUGCUAUUUGCUUGACGUGAUAUAAUUGGCGCCGUGUUGCUGUCUUGGCUGGCUGUAGGUAAAUCAGGUGUAACUAUGUUGUCCUAAACGGGUAGGGUUUGUUUACACAAAAGCGCAAACAUUUAUCGCCCUAGUAUGAUUAUUGUCUUGUUUGGCCAGCCCAGACAAAGGUGAGGGGUGCCGGGUGCGUAUGAUAAAGGAAUUAACUGAAUGUGCGUGAUAGGCUGCCAUUGUAUAUUGCCAUUGUAGGCUAGUGCGUGUAUCAUUCGGUGUAACACCUGUAACACCAGUGUAUGUUGAGGAGCCUAAAAGGCCUUAAUUGAGAACGUUUGUGGCUGUGACGUUGAAACAACUCGCAUAAAGUGUGCCUUUGUGAAACAAUGCGCCUCUAGUCAGGUUUGUCAUGCAACGAACAGGGCCAGUGAAGUGUGCUGUUCCCGUUUUAGGGCGAUAGGAUCUGGAAAUUACCUGUUGUGUUAUCUUGUGUUACCUUUGCGCGUGUUGCGUUGAACGUGCUUAAAGAGACAUGUGCUAGAAAUGAUAAAAAGAUAUGUUUUGUAAGUGCUCAGGAAUGUGGCGUUAAAAGUUGCCCGGUCGCCUUAUUGUUGGUCUCAAAUGUGAUUGAAAGAUACGCAAUAAACCAGUGGUGGCCCUUA
Messenger RNA from Amphibalanus amphitrite, 3855 nucleotides. RefSeq lists its product as uncharacterized. The coding region runs from base 95 to 3004 and encodes 969 amino acids. NCBI's taxonomy places the organism in Eukaryota, Metazoa, Arthropoda, Thecostraca, Balanomorpha, Balanidae. The record is from RefSeq and is a predicted model, not a curated record. The transcript has 2 exons.